Molecule: messenger RNA, 1377 nt
Organism: Mus caroli (Ryukyu mouse)
Lineage: Eukaryota; Metazoa; Chordata; Mammalia; Rodentia; Muridae
Gene: Upp1
Product: uridine phosphorylase 1
Biological process (GO): nucleotide catabolic process; uridine catabolic process
Cellular component (GO): cytoplasm; cytosol
Molecular function (GO): uridine phosphorylase activity
Source: RefSeq, a predicted model, not a curated record
CUACGGAGGAUAUCCCUGGAUCAGGAAGGACCCGGAGGGGAAGAAAAUAAAAACCAAAACAAAACAGAAACUGGCACGGGAUACUGAAAGGACACAAUUUACAACAGCUUAGCUCUGCAUUCUUGACCACGUCCACACGGCCAUUCAUCUCUAGUACAUUCCUUCAUCAUUUCUAGACAAAUGGACUUGGACCCUGGCACUAGAGGUGACCUUGGGUAGCCAUACAGCGACUUCCAGAUCUUUUCUUCGACAGUGGAACAGAGAUAGCAGCUUGGGUCUUGGUGAAGUGAUUGACUGGUGGUCUCUGACACUCUGAAAGCCUUCUCGCGACGUGGACAUCGGUCUCUGACAGUCCUCCUACAGUGAGAACAUGGCAACUACAGGAACUGAAGCAAAGGACCUUGAAAACCAUCACAAUGACUGCUUCAUCCAACUUUCAAAUCCACACAUAGCAACAAUGAAGGAAGAUGUGCUGUACCAUCUCAACCUCAGCACUAGCACACACGAUUUCCCUGCUAUGUUUGGAGAUGUGAAGUUUGUGUGUGUUGGUGGAAGCUCUUCCCGGAUGAACACCUUCAUCAAGUAUGUGGCUGCAGAGCUGGGCCUUGACCAUCCAGGGAAGGAAUAUCCCAACAUCUGUGCAGGCACUGACCGCUACGCCAUGUAUAAAGCCGGGCCCGUGCUGUCUGUGAGCCAUGGUAUGGGCAUUCCUUCCAUCGGCAUCAUGUUGCAUGAGCUCAUCAAGAUGCUGUACCAUGCCAGGUGCUCCAACAUCACCAUCAUCCGAAUUGGCACUUCAGGCGGGAUAGGUCUGGAGCCUGGCUCUGUCGUCAUCACGCAGCAGGCAGUGGAUGAGUGCUUCAAGCCGGAGUUUGAGCAAAUUGUUCUGGGAAAACGGGUGAUUCGCAACACCAACCUGGACGCGCAGCUGGCUCAGGAAUUGGUGCGGUGCUCCUCAGACCUGAAUGAGUUCCCCACGGUUGUGGGCAACACCAUGUGCACCUUGGACUUCUAUGAGGGGCAAGGCCGUCUGGAUGGCGCCCUCUGCUCCUACACAGAGAAGGACAAACAGGCUUAUCUGCGUGCAGCCCAUGCUGCGGGUGUCCGAAAUAUCGAGAUGGAAUCUUCAGUGUUUGCCACCAUGUGCAGUGCCUGUGGCCUGAAAGCGGCUGUGGUGUGUGUCACCCUUCUGGACCGUCUGCAAGGAGAUCAGAUUAACACUCCCCACGAUGUGCUUGUGGAAUACCAGCAGAGACCACAGCGGCUGGUGGGCCACUUCAUCAAGAAGAGCCUUGGACGGGCCUGAGACUUGUGCCUUUCUGCCCAGGAGAAGCCUCUGCAACUCCUGGACAAUAAAUCUAUUUUUUUCAUAACACA